CGAAAAAAGAAAAAGGAAAAAUCCUCCUUGAGGAACUGCAAUCCCUAACCCUAAACCCUUGACCGACUUCAGUUUAUUGACAACUUUCCCCAUUGUUUCUCAGUUUUGUUAAAUUACUGAUUCGGUUUCUUUCGGAUUACGAUCAGCCAUGGACGUUGACCAUUACAGCGUCCUGGGAUUACCUUCCGGCGAGGAAGGAGCCAGUUUAACCCCAAAGGAAAUCACCAAAGCCUACAGAGAAAAAGCCCGCGAUCUGCACCCGGAUAAACGCAAAGACGAUCCAAACGCCCAUGAAAACUUCAUAAAGCUGAAAUCAUCCUACGAAAUUCUCAUUGACGAAAAAGCCCGAAAGCUCUUCGAUGAUCUCCUUCGGGUGAAACGUGACCAGCAACGCCGUUUUGCUCAGCAGGACUCGAAACGGCGGAAAAUGAUGUCGGACUUGGAAGAUAGAGAGCGUGCCUCGUUUGCUCCGGAUCCCAGUGUGAAGGCUAAAGCGGAAGAGGAGAGAAUUGCGAGGAAAUUGAAGGAGGAGAUUGCGAGGAUACGUGCUAUGCACUCGAAUAAAGGAGCGAGUACAGGGACGGGUCCAGGUUUGAAUAAAGAGACCGUAUCGAAAGAAGGGAAUAAUGGGGCCGGAGGCGGUGUGGGGUUAAAUAAAGAGAAGAUUUUGAAGGUUUCUUGGGAGAAAAUUGGGGAGGAUUAUACAGCACAGAAGUUAAGGGAAUUGUUUUCCAGGUUUGGGGAAGUUGAGGAUAUUGUAAUCAAAAGUUCCAAGAAAAAAGGGUCUGCUCUUGUUGUCAUGGCUACUAAGGAGGCAGCUAUUGCUGCUACAGGAAGUGUUAGUGGGAGUCUAUCCAAUCCAUUGCUUGUUGUCCCUCUUAAACCAGCUGUUGUCUCAGAUUUCCCAGCUCCACAGAAAGCCGAGGAAACUGAUCUUUCCAGUAAUUUGGUUGGGGCUGGUUACCAAGCUUUUGAAGAUGCGGUUUUUCAGAAACUGACAAAGGCUGCUGAAAAACAACAAAAAUGACCAUUCAAAGGCUUUGAGGAAGAGACUCUCAAAUGCAUCAGUGGCUUAUGAUCCUCAGAAAUUCUAUGUAAAGGUACUUCAGGAAACACAUGAUCCAUGUGUUGUCAUUUUAUUUUCAUUUGCGAAUAAGGGAUGGUUAGUGUUUAUGUUUAUUAGUUACUGGCAAUCAUAUUUCAGCUACAUGUGCACAAAUCCCAGUCAAGCUUGUGAUUCACUUGACAAUGGCGCUUUGAUGGGAGCACAGUUGUUAUUAGGGGCUCUGGAUGACCCCUUUCCUUGAUUCAAAGUUCACAUUUAUAUCACUCAGCUGCUGAAUCGUGAAUUCUUGGACCCUAGAACCAACAGAUUAACAGUCAUCGUGGAUAAUCACAUUGUAGAAAAACGUUCCAAUGUCUUCUUUCAACAUUAUGCAUAACUUUUAAGUGCGAAGGGUUGGCAUUGGAAUUUGUUUUGCCUGUUAACUUUUCAACUCCAAGCUUCGAUGAUUAGAGCCUGUAUUUCUUUUAUCUAGCUCAAGUCCAAGAUUUAUUUCUUAUUGAAUUUCUGGCAACUAGAUUAAUAAAUGUAUAUGGUAUAGAGCCGGUUAAAUUUAUGAGAAUCAUUCUUAUCUUGGUA
Messenger RNA from Theobroma cacao (cacao), 1642 nucleotides. RefSeq names its product DNAJ heat shock N-terminal domain-containing protein. The record is from RefSeq and is a predicted model, not a curated record. Gene Ontology annotation, molecular function: RNA binding. Lineage: Eukaryota; Viridiplantae; Streptophyta; Magnoliopsida; Malvales; Malvaceae.